This is a messenger RNA of Dicentrarchus labrax (European seabass), 2422 nucleotides long. RefSeq names its product zinc finger protein RFP-like. Bases 201 to 1835 code for a protein of 544 amino acids. Gene Ontology annotation, molecular function: zinc ion binding; protein binding. The transcript is spliced from 3 exons. Lineage: Eukaryota; Metazoa; Chordata; Actinopteri; Moronidae. The record is from RefSeq and is a predicted model, not a curated record.
AUCUUUGACUUUAUAAAUGACUAUUCUCUUGUUAAUGGAGUCGAAAGAGUUAAAUUUGACCAGGAAGUGACUACGGAGCAGGGGAGGAGCCUUUAUCAGCCUCAACAUGCUGAAACGAAACUGAAUGAGGAGACACCCAAAGUGUGCUUUGCUUUGAGGUUUUUUGCGCAGUUGUUGGUAAAAGUUGCUACUUUACAGAUAUGGCAACUGCAAGCAGUCUGCUGUCAGAGGAGAAGUUCUUGUGUUCUGUCUGUCUGGAUGUGUUCACUGAUCCAGUCUCAACACCAUGUGGACACAACUUCUGCAGUGCAUGUAUCCAUAAGUAUUGGGACAGCAGUGACAUGUGCCAGUGUCCAUUAUGUAAAAGGGUAUUUUCUUCAAGACCUGAACUCCAAGUCAACACUUUUAUAUCUGAGUUAGCUGCUGACUAUAAGACAUUAGUUCAAGCCAAAGCCUCACCUCCAGGCACACAACUUCCUGAAACAGCAGACGUUCCUUGUGAUAUCUGCUCUGAGAAAAAGGUAAAUGCCAUUAAAUCUUGCCUGAUGUGCCUAGCGUCUUUCUGUGAAGUUCACCUUGAGCCACAUCGGAGAGUUGCUGGUCUCAAGAGCCACACAUUAUUAGACCCUGUGAAGAAUCUUGAUGACAGGAUGUGCAAGACACACAGCAAGAUAACAGAACUUUACUGUAGGACUGACCAGGCCUGUAUUUGUGUCAUGUGUAUCAAAACCGAUCACAAGGGUCACAAUGUUGUCCCGCUCGAGGAAGAAUAUGAAGCAGUGAUGGCAAGAAAAGAUGAGACAGUAGCAAAUAUCCAAAGGAUGAUCCAAUCACGGUCUGAGAAGAUAGCAGAAAUUGAAAACUCAGUUGACGUCAGCCAGAAAGAAGCUGAGAAAGAGAAAGAAGCCAGUGUGCAGGUCUUCACUGACUUGAUCCGCUCCAUUCAGAGAAGCCAGGCCGAGCUUGUUGAGGUGAUUGAGGAGAGGUACAGAGCAACAAAGCAAAAGGCUGAAGGUUUUCUCACACAAUUGAAGAUGGAGGUCGCUGAGCUUGAAAGCAGAAGCAACCAGCUGGAGCAGCUGUCACAGUCUGAGGAUCACCAUCAUUUUCUCCAGAGCUUCCCAACCCUGUGCUCUCCUUUAGACAAGGACUGGAGCAACAUUAGUGUUCAGAGUGAUCUGUCUUUUGAGGGCGUCAGAGGGGCUGUGACUCUGCUGAAACAGAGAGUUAAUGAAAUAAUGCAAAAGCUUCCUGAGAUCAAAAUGAAAAGAAUGAGAGAGCAUGCAGUGGACUUGACUUUUGACCCUGACACAGCAUAUUGCUCACUUGUCAUAAGUGAGGAUGGAAAACAAGUGAUAGAUGGAGACACAGAACAGACUGUUCCCUACAAUCCAAAGAGAUUUGACACAUGUCCAGAGGUUUUGGCAAAGGAGGGAUUCACAACAGGGAAGUUUUACUAUGAGGUGCAAGUGAAAGGAAAGACUGCAUGGGUUAUUGGAGUGGUCAGAGAGUCAAUUGAUAGAAAGACGAACAUACCUCUGGCAGUUGAAAACGGUUACUGGACCAUUGAGCUUAAUGAGGGUAUAUAUAUAUAUGCAUGUGCAUCACCGAGAGUUGAAAUCACACUGAAAAAAAAGCUUCAGAAGGUGGGAAUCUUUCUAGCCUAUGAAGACGGAGUGGUUUCUUUCUAUGAUGUGAAUUCUAAAUCACAUAUCUAUUCUUUCACCGGCUGCCACUUCACAGAGAAACUUUACCCAUACUUCUGUCUUCAAGUCAAUGAGAAUGGAAAAAACUCUGCCCCUCUCAUCAUAACACCUGUACCUCAAACACACUGAGUUUAUUUUUCUUGAAAAGUCUCAGAAAACGUAACAUAGGUCUCUAUUAAUAUACUUUGCAAAUCUGCUUAAAGCAUUAACAGCAUCUUCCAAAUGUAACAUUGUUAAUUCAACUUCCUUCUUUAAUAUUGAAAAUAUUUUCUCUCCAUGGAUGAACAUGUAAAAGAAGUGUGCCUUCUGAGCCUUUCUCUACAGUGUAUAUGUAUAUGUGUGUAAAUAUAAACUGAUGAUACUAAUGUUGCAGUGUAAUAUUGUCAGAUGCUGUUGUAUUACAAUGGAUGAGGUUUUCUGUGUCAUUUAUCAUGAUAUAAUGUAAUGUUACUUUAUUAUGAUAAUCUGUUGCUCUCUCAUGCAUACUUUGAUUGUUCAAAUAGGUUAUAUUAGUGUAACAUGCCUGUACAUACAGCCACUACCCUGACUAUGAUUUAUCAGAUGGAGAUUUACAGAAAGGGACAGUACUGGGAAGAAUAGACCAGUGUCUAUAAAGUUUUUAUUUGAUGGAUUUCUUGUAAUUCACAAUAGUUUGGAAUGAAGAGCUUCUGUGCAUUUGACAAGUGGUGUCUAAAUAAACUACAAAUCUUGACAGA